Molecule: messenger RNA, 665 nt
Organism: Musca domestica (house fly)
Lineage: Eukaryota; Metazoa; Arthropoda; Insecta; Diptera; Muscidae
Product: mitochondrial import inner membrane translocase subunit Tim13
Exons: 3
Coding region: 137-403 (88 amino acids)
Source: RefSeq, a predicted model, not a curated record
UGUUAUUUUCGAGUAAAAAAACAUUAGACUGACAGCCCGCAGCAGUAAUUUUUCUUUUGCUGUAAAUUUGUUAAAGCUAUCGCCGCCGUUUGUUGUUCAUUUGAGAAGUAAUUCCGAAAAAAAAAAUCAAAUCAAAAUGUCUGGCCUAUCAAAUUUGUCAAGUGCCGAUAAAGGUGAACUAAUGGAACAAGUUAAACAACAAAUUGCCGUAGCCAAUGCUCAGGAACUAUUGACGAAAAUGACGGAGAAAUGCUUUAACAAGUGCAUAAAUAAGCCCGGCACCUCAUUGGAUUCAUCGGAACAGAAAUGCAUUUCCAUGUGUAUGGAUCGGUUUAUGGACUCCUGGAAUUUGGUAUCUCGCACCUAUGGCAGUCGUCUGCAACGUGAACAACACAAAAUGUAGAACACAUUUGCAUCUACUCCAUAAACUCUAUUCUUAAUUUGCAAUAAUAUAAAAAAUAUAGCCAUUAUUUUGUUGAUUGAUUUUAAGAAUAUUUCAUAUACCAUGUAUACAAAAAGAGAUAACAAUGAAAGAAAACGAAAACAUGUAACUGAAAACUUAAAACUAAAAAUCCCACACAGAUAAAAAAGGAAACCAAACAAAGUUUUAGUUUAAAUCAAAUAUGUAAGAAACUAUGUUCGAUAAUAAAAAAAAGAAAGCCAAA